This is a messenger RNA of Clonostachys byssicola, 1686 nucleotides long. Lineage: Eukaryota; Fungi; Ascomycota; Sordariomycetes; Hypocreales; Bionectriaceae. The record is from the annotation of a GenBank genome assembly.
AUGACAGGGAAAGUCGUUUACAAUGCAAAGGUUGACUAUGACCUUCCUGAUCUCGAUCUCUUGAGUGUUCUAUUUGAAUCUACCCAUGUACCGUCUGAUGAUUCCACAGUACUUCAUGUGGAGGCAAGCCAUCCGGAUAACUUCAUUACCAAAGCGCAGACUGCCUCAUACACCAAACGUGUAGCCCAUAUUCUGCGACAUCAAUACCAGAUUGGGGCUUCCGGGCCUGGAAAAGACGUCGUUGUUUGCAUCUCCUCUGGCCAAGUUCUCCUCCCUACUAUCUUCUACGGUACAAUCGCAGCGGGGGGCAUUUACAGCGCUGCGAGCAGCAGCCUGACGACUUCGGAGGUGAAGCGCCAGAUUGAAGAUGGGAAAGCGACCCUCUUGAUAACAUCUCCUGAUUGUCUUAAAACCGCCAAAGAAGCCGCUCAGCAAGCCUGCUUGCCUUUGGAAAGAAUUGUAACGCUCGAUAGCGUCAAUGGAAAGAGGAGUCUUCUCUCACAUACGGGCAAAGAUUUGAUGUCUGGACCUUCAAAAGAGCUUUCAUGGGAGAAGAUCACAAACCCGAGUGUUCUAGCCAAGCGCACCAUUUGUCUUGUCUAUAGCAGUGGGACGACUGGAGCACCGAAAGGCGUCAUUAUCACGCAAGCAAAUAUGGUAGCCUAUGCCAUUGCUAUCGGUUACAGCCAUCGCGACUUUGUUCGCCGCCAACGAGCCCAAGAUCCAACUUUCUCCUUUCAGUAUCGAACGCUUGCCCAUGUCCCAGCUGCACACAUCGCCGGUAUGCAGGGUUAUUUCAUCCAUCCAGCCGUGCAUGGUGGAACGGUCUUCUGGAUGCCCAAGUUCGAUUUCACUCAGUUCAUCAACUACAACCGGAGCCUCGAGAUUACCACAUUUUUCAGUGUCCCUCCCAUCUAUCUCCUAAUAUCCCAAAGCCCCCAGGUAACAGAUCACUUCCGGACCCUUUAUCAUGCGUUAUCCGGGGCAGCACCCAUGGGCCCUGAACUUACCAAGGCUGUGGAGAAAAAGCUGGGCUGCACUGUAUCGCAGGUCUGGGGCAUGAGUGAGACGACAGGGAGUGUUACUAUACAGCCUUGGGACGAAAAGGAUGAUACGGGGUGCAUAUCGGAGAUUCAGCCCAAUACUAAGUUACGUAUUCUUGACGAUGAAGAGAAUGACGUGGAAGAUGGCCAUCCUGGUGAGCUCGUGGUUCAAGGCCAGACAGUAUCGCCAGGAUAUUGGGAAAAUUCGAAAGCAACGGAGGAAGCCUUCACGAAGUGCGGUGAAUGGUUUAAGACUGGAGAUAUAGGCCUCCGUCGAAACAACAAGUUCUACAUUGUUGAUCGCAAGAAGGAACUCAUCAAAUAUAAGGGACUCCAAGUUGCCCCUGCGGAAUUGGAAGCACUUUUGCUAACCCACCCUCUCAUUGUGGAUGCCGCUGUCAUUGGUAUACCGGUGCCGGGAGAGGAUGGUAACGAAGUCCCAAGGGCUUAUAUUGUAGCAGACCCUACAAAGGUGUCAGGAGGGGACGUCCAGGCUUUCGUCAAGCGAGAACUUGCCUCUUAUAAGCAAUUGCGUGGUGGUGUGGUCUAUCUCAACGCAAUUCCGAAGAGCCCGACUGGCAAAAUUCUGAGAAGAGAGCUUCGUGAGCUUGUGAAGAAGGAGUCUCGAGGAGCCCGACUUUAA